Molecule: messenger RNA, 2204 nt
Organism: Dendroctonus ponderosae (mountain pine beetle)
Lineage: Eukaryota; Metazoa; Arthropoda; Insecta; Coleoptera; Curculionidae
Product: myotubularin-related protein 4-like
Exons: 5
Coding region: 4-1524 (506 amino acids)
Biological process (GO): regulation of autophagy
Molecular function (GO): protein phosphatase binding; phosphatidylinositol-3,5-bisphosphate 3-phosphatase activity
Source: RefSeq, a predicted model, not a curated record
AAUAUGUAUAGUUACAUGCCGUCCAACUUAAAAGAUUAUAUUUUUGACUGUUCAAUAACUUUUUUUCAGUGGCUUGACUGUAUUCAUCAACUCAUCAGGCAGUUUCCCGUGUCGUUUGAGUUCUCUCAUAACUAUCUAAUCAAACUCGCGCAGCACACAUUUUCUAAUUUAUAUGGCACCUUCCUUUGCAACACCCACAAGCAAAGAUCAAAAAUUGUACACGGAAGAACGUUUUCAGUAUGGGACCUAUUAAGUUCGUCCAGCUUUAAAAAUCAUCUUUAUGCGCCUACACAAAGUACAACAACGGCCAAUAGGGUUUUAUGGCCGAAAACCCAUAUACGAGACCUAAGGCUUUGGUCGGAAGUAUAUUUGGGUUCUCUAGAAGCAAAUUUUAAUCCAGAGGAGGGUUCUGGAGGUGCUUGUCCGGGACCUCCUGAUAUGAACGGGCACAUUAACAUGUCCAAAACGAGAUCUUAUGGCGAUUUAUUGAAUGGUGACGCUUGUCAUGUAUUGUAUGGAGGUAGACGAAGCAGUGAUCCCAGUAUUAAUAGAGAGUUAAAACUUGUCCCACAUGGAAAUGGAGCAACUGACACAAUAAAUAACACUGACGUUGCUAAUGGUCAUCACAAUCAUAACGAAUCUACAAACGACAAUAUUCCAGAUUUUCUACCCAGCGACAUGGAAGAUAAUGCACCCGAUUGCGAGCAAGAUUGUAUUUUCAGAAUCGAUGCAAAUCCCACACCGCUAACUGACGAUCAAAUAGACGGUCUUAGUUUCGAUUGUGGCUACAUGCAACCAAAGGAGAUAAAUUCCGAAACGAAUCGGAACGAAACUGACGAAUUAUCUCAAACUACCAAUGAGAUGACUCUAAAUACUCAAGAAAAUGUCACAAAUAGUAUGGCGAGCAUUUUUUUAGCAGAUAGCCGGGUAGAUUCGAAAGAGAAUGCGAUGGCUUUUGGAAGUGAGGCGGAAUCUACACUUAGUGAAAGAGGGUCUGAAACUGAAAACAAUUUGGGUGACGAAGAAUUUUUGGAAAACAAUAUUUCACCUGCUAGUGGGGAAGAACAGGAUCAUAACAAUUGUAUAAAUAGUAGAGACAUUGAAAAUGACUUGUGUAGAGCAAGUGAACAAGUCGAGAGAUUAUUGAGCUUGGAACCAUCUGUAGAGACCAGUACUGAAACUCUCGUCUCAGACCAACUGGUUCCCGGUUCAUCGCCUAAUGAGUACAAUGGUUUUGAAAAAAUUCGUAGUCCUAUCGAUAUAAUAGAUGGAGGAGAAGACUGUAAAAUCUGUGUGGAUGGAGAAAAUGUUACUAACGGAAAUUCUGCGACUGAAAGUACAGGAAUACCUGGCUUAAAUGGAUGGGAUGGCGCCUGUAUGCAAAGUCACACCCAUAAAUACAGAAGGCGAGCAUCUAAUUGCCAACUAGGUGAAGAUGGUUUGAUACCUAUAAGAUCACCAAUAGAAGAACGAUUGGAUCAGAUUGUAGAGGAACAUAGGGUAAGCUUGGAAAAUCAUUUAUAAGCCGAAACAGAAAUGGUGAAGUGGAUUCAAAUUACAAUAGGCAUAAUGACAGUAUAAAAGCAUCAAAGAAUAAUUGGUUUUAGGGAAAAGUUGAAAGGAUUCUAAAAAAAUACUAAUUGUUAAUGUAAAUAUUGGAAUCAAUAAGAUUUUUAUUGAAAUAAAAGCGUAAAAUACUGUACUCGGGCAUAUUGACUGAGGCACCAAUCAGAGCGCACGACGUGACGCAUUCGUAAAUAAUCCCCGCGUGUGUUCCGUGUCCCUUAAUUGUUAUGGCAGUCGUUCGUUCUGCAUGAAUUUAUUGAUGGUUUUGUUCUAAAUAACAGAAUUUAACAUUCAUCAACGAUGGAACAAUGAUUUAUUAAGAUGAACAGCUCUAACUUGUCCAGAGUUGAUACGUUCGGGUACAAUUUCUUCAUCAUCAAAAGCUUUCUAUGCUUUUUUGAGCGGAAGACAUCUAAUUAAUUACAUUUUCAUGCGAAGUUGGACACACUAAAUUUCAAUUAAGAGUAGAAUAUUCUUGCUUUGGCAUUUGUAAUACUUCAGUCACCUAUUGACUAAUCUAUAUGUCAUUGACCAUUGUGUAAAGUACUCCCCACCAAUUGCUAGUAUGUGUUUGAUAACCACCAAGCAACUGACGAUUUUCGUUUCAUAUAAAUUAAUUAACAAAAAAUCAGGUAAAA